Erpetoichthys calabaricus (reedfish) is the source of this 2452-nucleotide messenger RNA. It is a transcript of the gene saraf, whose product is annotated as store-operated calcium entry-associated regulatory factor. NCBI's taxonomy places the organism in Eukaryota, Metazoa, Chordata, Cladistia, Polypteriformes, Polypteridae. Gene Ontology annotation, cellular component: endoplasmic reticulum membrane. Gene Ontology annotation, biological process: regulation of store-operated calcium entry. The transcript is spliced from 6 exons. Bases 219 to 1151 code for a protein of 310 amino acids. The record is from RefSeq and is a predicted model, not a curated record.
CCCGGAAGUACAAUGUAGAGUGCGUUUCACCGAGGAUGAUGAAAAUCUAACGCAACCGUGUCGUAUUUAAACUGGACAUUAAUAUCUGGUCAUCUGAUUGCUCAUUUUUAUUCUGCCUAAAUGACAUUCUAAGGCGCAUGUGAAAACGUUUGCAUUUAUAAAACAAGAACGUUGCUUGAUUUUCCCGAUUUGCUUUUUUUUUUUACAAGCGCGACAUCAUGAAGUUUAUAUUUGCGGCUUUUGCCUUUCCGCUGUGGGUUGGCCUCGCUGUAAGUUGGAGUGAUCCAGGUAGUGUCCUACUUCGAGAUAUUCAAGUUCUCACCCUGUACCGAGGCCGGUACACCAAUUCCCGAAGGACAAGUCCUGUCCCUCAGUUACAGUGCACUGGGGGCUCUGCAGGAUGCAGUGCUUUUGUACCAGAAGUAGUCCAGUGUCAGAACAAAGGCUGGGAUGGCGUAGAUGUGCAGUGGGAAUGUAAAGCAGACAUGGAUUACUCCUAUCGGUUUGGAAAGGUUGAAGUUAAUUGUGAAGGCUACAACUAUCCCGAAGAUCCAUAUGUGCUUAAAGGGUCAUGUGGGCUGGAGUACACCAUUGAACUUACAGACAGCGGAAGACAAAGAAACAAGGGCGCAUAUGACAAUAACGGCUUUGGAUCGUACUUUAACCAGGAUAAAUCCGACAAUAUGAAGUACCAAAGUGAUAACGGAGGAAUGUCGGUAGCUGUCAUUGCCAUCCUCUUGUUGAUUGCAUAUGGGGUUUAUAAGAUGUUCCUGUGCAGGCCAUUGCAAGGACAAGAGCGCUUUCCAAAUGAUGUUCCAGGAGCCAUGGGGGCAAAUGAUUAUUCAGGUGGUUUUGGCUCAGCUGCCCCUCCACCUCCUGGAUUCAAAACUGAAUAUUCAGGCUAUGGAAACUACAACAGUGGAUAUGGAUUUAGUAAUGCCUUCACUGGACCAUAUCAUCAGCGAAACACUGGACCAGGGUUCUGGAGUGGAAUGGGAGCAGGAGGUGUUUUGGGAUACCUAUUUGGAAACAGAAGGUCUCAGUCAAAUGUGAGCCCAGGAAGAAGCAUGUUUAACACAAACGCCACAGCACAUCAGAGUACGCCUGGGACAAGAACGGCAUCUGGUUAUGGUGGGACAAAAAGAAGAUGAUUACUGGAACAAAACAACUGCAAUGAUGUGACAAUAAAAGGAAGAACCAAUUGAUGUGAAUCUUUGGGUGAAAAAUUACAUUUUGUUGUUGUACUGUAGUUUCAGACCUACUCACAUUUUGAAUUUCCAUUACAGAGAACCCAUUAACUUAAGCUGGAAUUAGUUUCAUCCCAUACUUUAAUAAAAUAUAAAAGGUGAUUGUAUGUUGACAUCCAAAUAUGCACAUUACAGUGAUCCCCCACCUAUCGCGGAAGUUACGUUCCAGACCCAUCAACGAUAGGUGAAAAUCCACCAUAUAGAAAGACCAUAUAAAUAAACAAGCCUUAAAAUACCCCUCCCACACGCUUUAAACACAUGUAAACUUAUUAAAACACACUUUGUAAACACAUGUGAUAUGUGGAUGUCGGGCUAAGGAUAUGAGUAACAUCACAGUGGUUCAUCUUCUUCCAUAUCACCCAUCACCUGCAUGUCCUCUCUAUAAACCUUUUCUUAGGCCUUCCCCUUUUCCUCUUCCCUGUCAGCUCUAUCCUUAGCACCCUUCUCCCAAUAUACCCAGCAUCUCUCCUCUGCACAUGUCCAAACCAACACAAUCUCGCCUCUCUGACUGUCUCCCUACUGUCCAACCUGAGCUGACCCAUAAAUGUCCUCAUUUCUAAUCCUGUCCAUCCUCAUCACACCCAAUGCAAAUCUUAGCAUCUUUAACUCUGCCACCUCCAGCUCUGUCUCCUGUGCCACCGUCUCCAACCCAUAUAACACAGCUAGUCUCACUACCGUCCUGUAGAUCUUCCCUUUCACUCUUGCUGAUACCCGUCUGUCACAAAUCACUCCCAACACUCUUCUCCACCCAUUCCACCCUACCUGUACUCUAUUUUUCACUUCUCGUCCUCACGCCCCAUUACUCUGUACUGUUGAUCCCAAGUAUUUAAACUCAUCCACCUUCACCAACUCUACUCCCUGCAUCCUCACCAUUCCACUGACAUCCCUCUCUUUUACACACCACUGAUACUGAAAAUAUGGUGACUUUAUUGAGAAUACGCUUAGCUACUGUAUGAUAACGGUCAGGAUGGAAAUGUGCACCAGAGUAGGUAGGACUGCUGCAAACAAUGCAAGUGACUCUCUGUAUUCGGAAGAAAUUCACUGAAUGUACGUGACAAAGGAAAUCUUACAAUUUGCAAAGAAUGAAAAUAAGAAUUUAAAAACUUUGACUUUUAUUGAUGAAUUUUAAAUGUAUAAAUUUUUUAGAAAAAGAAAAAGUAAAAGAAUCAUUUUUGUUAAGGUGCUGUUAAAUUUCAUGGGUGAUG